UCCGUUUUUUUUUUCGUAUUUAAGAACGGGAAUAAAGUAUGGGUAGAGUUAUUAAAAGAACGAUCUUACUCUUUCGAUUGGUUGAAGAAAAAUAAUUUACUGAAUGGGCAUAGUUGUUUCUAACUAUCAAAACUACGUUAUCACGGAUAUUGAUUUUUUUUGUUAAAUUUAAAUAAUACUCUAAAAAACAAUAGGGCAAAUUAUUGAUUUCUUGAAACUCUUCUCUCAAAACAUAAAAGAAAACAAAUAAUUAAUGUUAUUUCGAAUAAAAUGAGAGAGUUGGGCCGUUUACUUAUUACAUUAAAAAAAUCAUAUGAUAUUAAAAAUUUAUUUGAUGCCUUGAAACCAGAACUAUUUAAUUACCUAAUACUUGCUACCAAAGAAAUAAGUGGUUAUAGUGUAGAGAGUAAAAGUUUCAAAUCACCAUCACUAGCGUUGCAUAUGGGAUCCAACUUGAAAACGGUUUGUGAUGUAGCAUACAAACUAGUUCUAGAAAAAAAAAACGUCUUCCUGGUAUAGAAUAGAUCGAUAAGAAAAUUAAAAAAACCGAAAUUAAAGAUCUAAGAAAGUUAAUUGAGGGUCACUGGUGUAACGAACUGUCUAGUUUAGCUUUGAAAACCCUUAAAGAGAAACACUGGGAAAAGCCUUUCCAAUUGCCACUAGCAAGUGAUAUAAAGCUUUUUAAUGACUACUUAAAUGCGCUAUCAGCUGAAUCGUUUAAACUACUUCAGGAAAAUACCAAUAUUAGAAGUAAUUAUAAAAAAUUGACAGAAUGUAUUUUGGCUAAGACGGUGAUUUUUAACCGUAGAAGAGUAGGGGACGUGCAGUAUUUAACAGUAGAAACCUACGGGAGGAACUACGAUACACUUAAUCAAGAAAGUUUUACAGAGGCACUCACUGAAGUUGAAAAGAUUAUAUAUAAAAAUCAUAGGCGUGUUGUAACUGGAAGUAAAGGCUCAAAACCUGUUCCAAUUUUAUUUUCAAUCCAGACGCAAAAAUACAUUAGACUUUUACUAAAAGUCAGACAAGAAACCAAUGUUGUACCAGAAACCAAUCCAUAUCUUUUUGCAAAUCCUGAUUCCGAAGAUCGCUGGAUGUCUGGCGCAAACACAAUUAGAAAGAUAGCUAUUAAUUGUGGAGCCAAACAUCCAGAACUAUUGACAUCAACUAGAUUUAGGAAACAAAUUGCCACGACUCUGCAAUUAUUAGCCCUCGAUGAUGACGAAAUGGAUCAAAUCGCCACUUUUAUGGGACAUACAAAGAAGACACAUACCGAGUUUUACAGGUAAUGUUAACUUUAAGAGUAUGCAUGCACUGUUAAUUUUGGUUAGGAUUUUUUUAAACUUUUUAUGCUUGAUAUGAUAUAUCAUACAUAAUGUAAUAGAAUUAGCAACAAUGGUUAAGUUUCGAAAAGUUUACUUUAAAGGUAUCUCGUACACAAAAUAUUUCAAAAAGCUUUCUGUGAAAAAUAGUUAAAACCGGGUUUUAAUUGUUCCUUGUCCGAACUUAGCAAAACGCGUGUUGAGUCUAAAUUUGUUUAACGAAUACACAUUUCUUUUUAAAAUUUACCAGCAUAUUUUCUUUCAGCCUUUCCGAUAUAUUUGAAUGCGAUAUAUGAAAAAUCGUUAUUUCCCCUUUAAUAUUCGAAAAUCGUUGUUAGAAUGUAUGCUUCAUAAAUCCGUAUUUAAAAUAAAUUAUUGUUCUAUUAGACUCUCACUGUUUCCGAUAAGGUAAAUUCGAUGGAUACUUAAACCAUGUAUCUACAUAGACAUUUAAAUCGUUUUAAAAUUAAUAAGAUACUUUUAGACUACCGCAAGAUAUCUACCAGACUGCUAAAGUAGCCAAGAUUCUUUUACUUAUGGAAAAAGGCAAGGGAAAUCGGUACCGAGGAAAAAAAUAAGUGAAAUCAAUAUAGAUGAUAACGAAUACUACAGCUCUGAAUACGAAGGCGAUGAAGAACCGAUUAUGCAGAAGGUGCUAAAGCGGGUUACAAGGGAAAAAAAACCUGAAGACGAAUUAGAUACUGGAGAUUCUGACAGAUAUGUGCAUCAGUCAACGGAACGUGAUCAACAUAAUGAAAACACAUUAUCAAGAAAUUAUUUUAAAAAGGCGACUAGUCCGUUUCACGAAUCUAACGAAGAAAAUAGUGAAGAACCACCAACAAAAAAAACUAAAGAAUCAUCCACGAAAUCCAUCCAGAGAUUCAGAGCCAAAUGGUCAGAUAAUGAAAAACAAGUUUUACUUCAGUACUUUGAAAAACAUAUUGAAAAAAAAAAUUACCCCUCGGAAACAUGAAUGUGACGAACUACUGAAACUACCUCCACACGUGUUCGAAAAUAAGGACUGGGUCCGAAUAAAAACAUAUGUGUAUAAUACAUUCCGUGAAAGGAAGUGAUUGCUUAUUUUUAUUUUUACUGAACCACAUACUCGUAAUAGAUUAUUUUUAGUUCCAAUAAAUUACUUUUAAAUAA
This is a messenger RNA of Diabrotica virgifera virgifera (western corn rootworm), 2471 nucleotides long. RefSeq lists its product as uncharacterized. The coding region runs from base 1966 to 2295 and encodes 109 amino acids. The record is from RefSeq and is a predicted model, not a curated record. Lineage: Eukaryota; Metazoa; Arthropoda; Insecta; Coleoptera; Chrysomelidae. The transcript has 2 exons.